This is a messenger RNA of Knipowitschia caucasica, 1929 nucleotides long. The record is from the annotation of a GenBank genome assembly. NCBI's taxonomy places the organism in Eukaryota, Metazoa, Chordata, Actinopteri, Gobiiformes, Gobiidae.
AUGAAAAGAGGUUUUUUGCAAACGGAGAAGUUCCCCUUGCGAAAAGUUGCCACCCUGGGUCUGGGGCUCAAACAGCUCAUUCAGAAGCAGAGCAAGCACUUGUCUGCGUCACCAUCCUCCUCCUUCUCUUCAUCCUCUUCAUCCUCCUCAUCCUCCUCUGUGGUGUCAGCUGCCGGACGUGGCGCCCCCUUGUGUGCUCCAGCUGAUGUCCCGGGACUCCGCCCUGACUGGUCCCACCUCGUGCCUCCUCACGCGGGACGGGGCGCAGGGGCAGUGGGCAUGAUGCGGAGGGGCACCAGCCUGCAGAGCCGCCGCACAAAGGCCAGCUCUGGGGCCGGGGACAAGGACCCGCUGCUGGGAAGAAGUCCCAGAGUUCCCAUCAGGCGUCACACCCACGACCCCCAACACCACGUGAGCCGCCCCAGAACAUCCUCAGCCAACACAGAGAGCGCCCCCUGCAGUCCAGCGCCCGCCACUGUCUCCUGUGACGUGCUGCUGUCGUCUGGGUAUCACUCCACGGAGGAAGCUGACCGGAUCGACCGGCUGGAGGUGAGUGCUCUCUCCCAAAAUCCACUUGCUGUGUCCUGUGGGGCGGAUGCUUCAUACCCCGGGGCAGAAGACAGCACCCCAGACCCCCAGAGGACCAAGCAGGCCAUCGCCCAGCUGCAGCAGAAGAUCCUCAAACUCACCGAGCAGAUCAAAAUCGAACAAACGGCUCGAGAUGACAAUGUUGCCGAGUACCUCAAGCUGGCCAACAAUGCAGACAAGCAGCAGAGCUCUCGUAUUAAGCAGGUUUUUGAAAAGAAGAACCAGAAGUCGGCGCAGACCAUCCAGCAGCUGCAGCGCAAACUGGAACACUACCACCGCAAACUGCGCGAGGUGGAGCACAAUGGCAUCCCCCGCCAGCCCAAAGACGUGCUGCGGGACAUGCACCCGUGGCUGAAGGACGUGGGGGCAAAAGUCACCGGUUUUAGUGAAGGAGUGGUGGACAGUGUGAAGGGGGGACUGUCCAGCAUCUCCCAGGCCACGCACUCAGCCGCUGGCGCCGUUGCAUCCAAGCCACGGGAGAUCGCCUCAAUCAUACGCAACAAAUUCGGAAGCGCGGACAACAUCGCGGCGCUGAAAGACUCGCUCGAUGACUCAACCGUGGACGAAGCCGUGGCGGUAGCAGCAGGCGGGAGACCUUUCGGGAACCACUUUCAGUCCAGUCCCAAGUUUGGAAGCGAAGAAGAUUGCUCCAGCGCCACGUCCGGGUCGGCGGGGGCAAACAGCACGACCGGGGCGCCAGGCGGACCCCCCAGUUCCAGAGGCAACACCCUGGAGCGCAGCCAGAGCUUGGGGUUGGACAUGCUGCUACAGGAGGUGCAGGAGAUGAGGGAGAGCCAGGCCAGGUUGGAAGAGAAUCUGGAUAGUCUAAAGUCGCAUUAUCAGAGGGAGUAUACGGUCAUCAUGCAGGCCCUGCAAGAGGAGCGAUUUAGGUGUGAAAGGCUGGAGGAGCAACUAAAUGACCUCACCGAACUUCAUCAGAAUGAGAUCCUCAACCUCAAACAGGAGCUGGCCAGUAUGGAGGAAAAGAUUGCCUACCAGUCCUACGAGAGAGCCAGAGACAUACAGGAGGCACUGGAGGCGUGUCAAACCAGGAUCUCUAAAAUGGAGCUUCAGCAGCAGCAGCAGCAGGUGGUGCAGCUGGAGGGGCUGGAGAACGCCACGGCCCGGACCCUCUUGGGGAAGCUCAUCAAUGUGCUGCUGGCCCUGAUGGCCGUUCUCCUGGUCUUUGUCUCCACUGUGGCCAACUGCGUGGUGCCCCUGAUGAGAACGCGCUCCCGCUCCAUGUCCACACUGCUGCUCAUCGUGGUGCUGGCCUUUCUCUGGAGGAACUGGGAGGCUCUGUCUGGAUACACCCACCGCGCCCUGCAGCCCCCGGGGUGA